AUGUGCUCGGCGCCGGGCGCGUGCUCUCGCGCUGCGGCGGCGUGCGCCCGGCGGUGCACUUCCCUUCGUGGCCGCGCUCGCUGCCGACCCCGCGGCCACGCUGACAGACGCCUGCGCCCCACGCGCCCGCACCGAGGCGCUGCCCGGGCCGACGGUGCCGGCGCUGCCGACCGCGCCGGCGCUGGAGGACGAGGAGGAGAGUGGUGCCUCGUCUGCACCGGCGCGGCGCGGGACCCCGCCCGGCCCGCGCCCGCAGUGGCGCUGCCGGUGCGGCCCCCGAGCGGCGGGGGCUCGGCGGGGGUGCUGCGCGUCGGCCUGUCACUCCAGGAGCCCGGCUUCUGGGAGGCGCUGGUGCCCGACCCGGGGGCGCUGGACGGCGUCUCGCCCGAGCACUUCGAGCUCUUCACAGGCGCCGCGCCCUCUGGCGGCAUCCUGAUCAACCUCAGCGAGCACGGCACGCUGGUGAACGGCGAGCUGGUGCACGAGAGCCACCGCCUGGCGCAGGGCGACGUCGUCGGGCUGCCGAGGCUCGGCCGCGCGGAGGGCGAGGCUCCCGUCGUGGAGUUCCGCCUCCUCCGCGGCGCCGCGGGGCGGCCGCAGGCGGCGCUCGCUGCGCCCCCGGGCUCGCCGCGCGCCUCCUGGGGCGCCUCGGGCGCCCUCGACUCCGGCGCGUCGGGCGCGUGCGGCCCGACGGGCUCCGCGGCGGGCUCCAGCGAGUGCGCCGAGGCGGCGCUGCCUGCGGCGUCGGCCCUGCUGGGCUUCGGCUCGGCGGGGCCGCUCGGCUCCGCGGCGGAGCCGCGGCGCGGUGCCGGGCGGGCGGCCGCGUGGCAGGCGGGGGCGGCGGCGGCGGACUCGCUCGACCUCGCCCGCGCCGCGGCGCGGCGCCCCGAGGAGACGGGCUCGCCCCUUGGCCGCGCGGCUCCAGAGCGCCCCUUCGCACUGGAGUGCACCCAGUCGCGGGGGCUGCUCGGGCGGGAGCUGGAGCGGCUGCCCGCGAGGCUGCGGGUGCUGGAGGCGAGCGGGUGCCCGCCGGGGCUGCGGCUGGGGCGCGCGGUGCAGCCGCCCGCCUUCUGGCAGGCCCUGCUGCCGCGCGAGGACCUCCGCAACACGGUCUCCAGGGAGCACUUCGAGCUGGCGCCCCAGGGCGGGGAGCUGCGCCUGACCAACAGGAGCGUCUUCGGCACCCUCGUGAACAACGAGCUGGUCACGGGCGAGGUCGCGGUGCGCGACGGGGACACCAUCUCGGAGGAGUGCUGGUUGCAGAGGAUGAGCAGGUACCGAUACCGCUGCCUUGGCCUCGUGGUCGCCCUGUUGGGCCUCCUGGGAGGCCUUCGUCGCCACGGCUGGAGUCCUCUCAAAGUGCUAGUCAGAGCGCACCCCGGGAGAGGUCCGGGGAGUAGCGGUAUCGGUACUUGUUUGGUCCCCCCGCAGUUGAGACCAGCGGCGGCCUUCCCUCAGAGGAGCAACGAGUCAUGAUGAUGAGAUGUUGUAAGAUUUCCGGGAUGCUCAGAACCUCCUAAUGUGACGCACGGGCUGCAGAAAUGAGGGCCGUUGGAUACCUCGGAUUUCUGAAC
This is a messenger RNA of Prorocentrum cordatum, 1574 nucleotides long. The record is from the annotation of a GenBank genome assembly. NCBI's taxonomy places the organism in Eukaryota, Dinophyceae, Prorocentrales, Prorocentraceae.